GGGUGGGAAGGGUGGUCGCCUGGCAUCCAUGGCAGGACGCGCGCCUGGUUCCCCGGGCAGGAUCCCGCCUGCGCUGCAGAUGCGCUCCAGGCCCCCCGUGGAACCUCCGGCCUCAAGACAGGGGCAGGCAAGCUGGUGAUCAUGGAGGCAGAAUAAGGAUUGAUCUGCUUUAGAACUAGGGAAUUUCAUUGGGUGCUUAUCCAGCUCAAUCAUGUGUGAUUUGCUGAAAGAGGAGAAGAAGAAAAAGAAGAAGAUGGCACUGAUGACAACAAGCAAAGGGCUGGAGUUUGCAAAGGAGCAGUUGAAGAAGCAUGGAUGGAAAAAAGGUAAAGGACUUGGGAAACAAGAAAAUGGGAUCACUGAAGCCCUAAAAGUCAAAAUAAAAUGCAACACAGCUGGGGUGGGGCAUGACUCGGCUGAGGAGUUCACCUACCACUGGUGGGACCAUCUGUUCAACUCGUCUGCUGCCAACAUUACAGUAAAAGCUGAGCAGGAUGGGGUCCAAGUGAGAAAAACCUCUGAGCGAGAGGGGCCAGUCACAAGGACAAAGCCAUGCCGAGCCCAGGAGGGGAACAUGCUCUAUGGCCGCUUUGUGAAGGCAGCCACCCUGAUAUCUGGCACAGAGGAGCCCAUGAACCCCGUGUCCUCUGCAGACCAGGAGGAGGAGAAACCGGACCUCUCCAUGGCAAGGAGGCUGACUGACCAGGAGCUGUUCCAGGCCUGUGGGGGAAGAACAGUCCACAAGGGCGCUCGGCACGGCAUCACGAUGAGGGCAAAGCUCGCCCGGCUAGAAGAGCAGGAAAAGGCUUUCUUGGCUAGUUCUGUCCAGAAGGAUGGACCAGGGAUGGCCCCCAGUGACUGCCCUGACCCACAGCACUCAUCACAAGUCAAGAAACACAAAAGAAGCAAAACAGGCUGCUACAGAGAAGAGCCAGGUGGGAGAAGCUGUCUCAAGGCCAAGGGCAAGAAGAAGAAGGGCAAGGAGCUGAACGGGCACUAGGGAGACGGCAGCCAGAGGAGCAGAACGAUGGGGGCUUUCAGCCCUGCUUGAGCCUCACUUGUGUUCCAGCCCUUGUCUUGUCCAGUGAAGGACUGGCUGAUCUCCUCCACUAAGGAGUGCUGGAGGUUGAAAAGUGUACAGAUAAAUAUUUUUUUCAUAAAUAGAUAAUACACCUA
Molecule: messenger RNA, 1176 nt
Organism: Pantherophis guttatus
Lineage: Eukaryota; Metazoa; Chordata; Lepidosauria; Squamata; Colubridae
Gene: GPATCH4
Product: G-patch domain containing 4
Cellular component (GO): nucleolus
Molecular function (GO): nucleic acid binding
Source: RefSeq, a predicted model, not a curated record